UCAGGGUGAAAUAUUACUCAGCGUUUUUGGCAGACCUCGCGGGCACAAUGGUUUUGUCCAGGCUUCUUCCCGUUGACCGGGCCUCUUAGGGUUAAACAAUCCUGUUUCUUAAUUCCUCUUAAGAAGCUGGGGCUGAUUGGUGGCUUUUUUCUAACGUUUUUUUCCGGCUUAAAAAUUAACGUUAAAAUCGUUAGUGAUAUAGUCUAGCUUGAAAACCUCGUAAAUUUAAAUGGUAUCCGAAGGAAAUUCGCUACGUAAGCAUUUUUGGUAAUCUUCGUGAGCUACUUACAGAAUUAACGCAUUCUCAACCACCAGGAUGUAUGUAAGAAAGGAGAACUAGAGGAGUAUCCGCAUCACCUGAGGACUUGUUGCAAAUAUACUCAGAUUAAAGAUGGAGCUAAAGAGACUGAUUUGAUUAACUUUUGGGGGCACUCCACAGAAGGAUGUUAUUAUCAAGUCAGAUGCACCCAACACCCUAUUAUUGGAGAAACAUGCAGAUUAUAUUGCGUCCUAUGGCUCAAAGAAAGAUGAUUAUGAAUACUGCAUGUCUGAGUAUUUGAGAAUGAGUGGUAUCUAUUGGGGUCUGACAGUAAUGGAUCUCAUGGGACAACUUCAUCGCAUGAAUAGAGAAGAAAUUCUGACAUUUAUUAAGUCAUGCCAACAUGAGUGUGGUGGAAUAAGUGCUAGUAUCGGACAUGAUCCUCAUCUUUUAUACACUCUUAGUGCUGUCCAGAUUCUUACUCUGUAUGAUAGUAUUAAUGUUAUUGACGUAAACAAAGUUGUGGAAUAUGUUCAAAGUCUACAGAAAGAAGAUGGUUCUUUUGCUGGAGACAUUUGGGGAGAAAUUGAUACAAGAUUCUCUUUCUGUGCAGUGGCAACUUUGGCUCUAUUGGGGAAGCUUGAUGCUAUUAAUGUGGAAAAGGCAAUUGAAUUUGUUUUAUCCUGUAUGAACUUUGAUGGUGGAUUCGGUUGCAGACCAGGUUCUGAAUCGCAUGCUGGGCAGAUCUAUUGUUGCACAGGAUUCCUGGCUAUUACCAGUCAGUUGCAUCAAGUAAAUUCUGAUUUACUUGGUUGGUGGCUUUGUGAACGACAGUUACCCUCAGGUGGACUCAAUGGAAGACCAGAGAAGUUACCAGAUGUAUGCUAUUCAUGGUGGGUGCUGGCUUCCCUAAAGAUAAUUGGAAGGCUUCAUUGGAUUGACAGAGAGAAAUUGCGUAGUUUCAUCUUAGCAUGUCAAGAUGAAGAAACGGGGGGAUUUGCAGACAGACCAGGAGAUAUGGUGGAUCCUUUUCAUACAUUAUUUGGAAUUGCUGGAUUGUCACUUUUGGGAGAAGAACAGAUUAAACCUGUUAGUCCUGUUUUUUGCAUGCCUGAGGAAGUGCUUCGGAGGAUGAAUGUUCAGCCUGAGCUAGUGAGCUAGAUUCAUUGAAUUUGAACUAGAUUCAAAAGUUGAAUAGUGUAGUUUUGCCAUCUCAACAUUUCUGUAUUUGAAGUGCUUAUCAAACUUAAAAACUACUGUUAAUACUUUGUAUAUUAAUUGUUAAAUUAAUUUUCAUAAAUCAUGUAAUUAUAUAUUGUAAAAUAAAGACCUGUAUUUUAUUUUCA
Molecule: messenger RNA, 1605 nt
Organism: Lemur catta (Ring-tailed lemur)
Lineage: Eukaryota; Metazoa; Chordata; Mammalia; Primates; Lemuridae
Gene: RABGGTB
Product: Rab geranylgeranyltransferase subunit beta
Exons: 9
Coding region: 545-1420 (291 amino acids)
Biological process (GO): protein geranylgeranylation
Cellular component (GO): Rab-protein geranylgeranyltransferase complex
Molecular function (GO): Rab geranylgeranyltransferase activity
Source: RefSeq, a predicted model, not a curated record